UGAUUAUUUACAGCAAUAGUAAUAGUAUCCUUGAUCCUUAAAAUAAAAUAUUUUUGUAUUAUUUUUACAACAAUUAGUGGGUAUAAAAGUCAGUUGAGUAAAGAACUGUGUUUAAUAGAAGAUGAUUGUGGAAUUAUUUAUAUAAACAGAUACAAAGCUAUAUCAAAUUAUACUAAAACCUAGCUUAUAAUUUUAAAUAUAUAACAAACUACCUAUAAAUCUUAAUUUCUUUAAUGUUUCACUUAAAAAUAGUACUUAUAGGCCCUUGUAAGAAUUGAUGAUUUUCAAGAUAUUUAACUCUGAAAACUUUUAAAUGCUGCCAUUUUGAAAUGGAAAGUAAUUUAAUUUUUUAUUAAUUGACCUUUAAGUGGCAUUAAUGUAAAAUAAUGCUAAUUUUGAAGUUAUAUCAACCAAUUUUGAUAAGUGAUGUUUAAGACCAAAAGAGAGAACACACAAGACACUAAAAGAAGCAAGAGUGGAAAAACAACUAUAGCAAACUUCCUAUCAGACAGUACAGAAAAUGUUGGUGGUGAAUAUAGACCAACACAAGGUGUUAGAAUUGUUGAGUUUGAAACACAAAAUUCAAAUAUAAACAAUGGAGGUUUCAAAACUGAUGUAGAGUUGUGGGACUGCAGUGGAGAUUUGAAGUUUGAAAGCUUCUGGCCAGCCAUAUAUAAAGAUGCUAAUGGAAUUGUAUUUGUGUGUGAUUUAUCUGUUCCUGAUGCCUCAAGCAAACUUGACUACUAUUUUGAAUCUUUUGUGAAUCAAAAUAGUUUGUUAAGCAGUAAGAAUUGUCUGCUGAUAGAAAAUGUCAAGAACAAUGAAAUUCGAGUUUCAUCACUAUCAAAUGUUUUUUCAAAAAUGCAACACAUUUCUAUCAAUGGAGAGGAAAAUAUCCAGAAACUUGGAGAGAAAUUUAAUAAAUACAUCUCUACUCUUUUGAGUGGAGUGCGGGACCGCAGUGAACAGGAUGAACUCAAUAUUUUAACAAUAUCAUAAUUAAUUUUAUUCAAACCACAAUCAGCAUUGUUCAAUAUUCAGUUUUAAAAUCAACAUAUUUUUUGUAUAUUACUGGUUACUAAGGUAAACUUACCAAUCAUUAAUACAAUUAGAAACAUUAAAAUAUUUAAAAUUUCAUUUCCUUUAGAAUAUUAACUAUAAAUUGGACAUUUAUUUCCUAAUUAUUAAUAAAUAUAUACAUUAUGUGACAAUAGUGUAGCAAAUUAUUAAUUUCCAUUAAAAGUGAUCUAUUUUCAUUUAAAAAGAAAUUACAAUAUGAUUCUUUUAAAUUCAACACCAUUGACUUACAUGGACAUGUUUUGUGUUAUAACUAUACAAGUUAAAAUCACAAUCUUUGUAUAAUUUUUACCCACAUAAAAAUUGUGUAAUGGUG
Homalodisca vitripennis (glassy-winged sharpshooter) is the source of this 1393-nucleotide messenger RNA. RefSeq names its product intraflagellar transport protein 22 homolog. The transcript has 5 exons. Gene Ontology annotation, cellular component: endomembrane system. Gene Ontology annotation, biological process: intracellular protein transport. The record is from RefSeq and is a predicted model, not a curated record. NCBI's taxonomy places the organism in Eukaryota, Metazoa, Arthropoda, Insecta, Hemiptera, Cicadellidae. Gene Ontology annotation, molecular function: GTPase activity. Bases 427 to 999 code for a protein of 190 amino acids.